GACAAGAAAGCAGAAAAGGAAAGUCGGCGGCGGGAAAGGAAAGUCGGCGGUCAAUCCUGAGAGGAAAUAUGCAAGGAUCUCCGAACGUUUCCGAUGCCUCUUCCGCAGAGGAAGGUUCGGUUAAGUCGGACGUUGAUUUCCAGUCUGACGAGCCUGAUAGCCCACAAAAACUGAGGAAAAUCUCUUUUGGAGACAUGGCUGAGCUUGGUGAAGAUGAUGAUGACGAUAUUAGGCCCGGAAUGGAGCCUUUGUUUUGGCAGCUUUGUGCUCAAGAGCAGAAAACGUGGAUUGAUGAGAAUUAUAUUGCUGAUUCUGAUUCUGCUUUGAACGCCGAUGCAUUCUUGGACGAAGUUAAUGAAAACAUAGAUGAAAGUGCUGAAGCUCCACAGGAGCUAACUCUUCCGUUGUUAUCAUAUCAAAAACAGUGGUUGGGUUGGGCUCUGAGACAGGAAUUGUCUGCAAUUAAAGGAGGCAUACUUGCGGAUGAGAGCGGAAUGGGGAAGACUCUGCAGGCAAUUGCUCUUGUUCUUGUGAAGAGAGACGAUGAAUCUUCCCUGCAACCUACUUCAUCAAAAAAUGUGGUUAAAAGUACACUAGUGAUUUGUCCUUUGAUUGCUGUGGAUAAGUGGGUAAGGGAGAUUCAUAAGUCUACUUUAAGGGGAACUGUAAAACUUCUUGUUUACACUAGGAACGCCAGUAUUGAAAUUGAAGAGCUGUCGGAUUAUGAUUUUGUCAUAACCACAUAUUCUGUUUUAGAGUCAGAAUAUAGGGAGAUGGUAAGAUCAUCAAUGCCAAAUGUUGGAAGAAUAGCUUCAAAGCUUAGUGUGAAAGAAAAUCGAGAAAAAUUACUUUACUCUGUGAAGUGGAAACGAGUCAUCUUGGAUAAGGCUCAUUUUGUGAAAGAUACGGCAAGGGCUCUUAUGUCUUUGGAGUCCUCUUAUAAAUGGGUUCUCAGUGGUGAUACGCUUCACAACCGUAUUAGAGAGCUUUACUCUAUAGUUCAGUUCCUGCAAAUAGUUCCAUACUCCUAUUUUUUCUGCAGAGAUUGCAACUGCAGAAUUCUUUAUCAUAGUUCAUCAGACCAUUGUUUACACUGCAAGCACGCUUCUGCGAGGCACUUUUGUUGGUGGGAUAGGCAUGUGGCAACCCCAUUGGAAGACAACAAUGGUGCUUUUGAUAAUAGAAAGAGAGUCAUGAUAUUGCUGAAGCACAAAAUUUUGAAAGAGACUCUUUUACGACGUAGAAAGAAGGGCUUGGCAGCGAAAGAUCUUUCUCUUCCUCCUGUUGAGAUUUCGUUGAGGCCAGUCACUCUGGAUCAGGAUGAAGAAAACUAUUAUGAAUCUUUGUCCAAUGAAUGUCGGGAAAAAUUUUAUGAAUGUGAUGAAAUUUAUUUUGAGAAGAUUAUAUAUGUUCACAGAUUUGGUAUUAUUAAACGAUUGCUAAAGGCGGUCAGUCACUGUUGCCUCGUGGAUUAUUCUGAUAGUGCUGUGCAGAGACUGGACAGACAAGAAUGUUGUCAUAUUUGCCAUGAAUCAGCAGAAGAUCGUGUGGUUACCUCAUGCAAGCAUGUUUUCUGCAAGGCAUGCUUGCUGGAAUAUACAGACUUUUUGGGAGAAGUGAUAUGCCCAGUGUGCCAUGAAGUCUUCAUUGUUGAUCUCAAAGCCUCAAAUGCUGGAGAUGAGACUAGCCACUCACAAAGUCUUAUAGAGAGAUUACAAAUCGAAGAUGUAAAGACAAGCACCAAAAUUGAAGCCUUGAGGGAUGAAAUCAGUCGCAUGGAAGAUUCUGCCAAAGGAAUUGUUUUCAGCCAUUUCCCACCAUUCUUGGAUCUCAUUGAGUACUUCCUCCAAAAGUAUAAUGUAAAAUGUGUUCAAUUGAAAGGAAGCAUGUCUGUUACUGCACAAGAUGUCACGAUGAAAAAAUUUUCAGAGGAUUCAGAUUGCAAGAUUCUUCUCAUGAGCUUGAAAGAUGGAGGGCUUGCUCUUAAUCUCACAGCUGCAUCAUAUGUUUUCUUCAUGGAUCCUUGGUGGAACAAUGGUCUGGAGAAGCAAGCUCAAGAUAUGGUUCAUCAAAUAGGGCAGGUUAACCCAGUCAGGAUUGUGAGAUUCUUUACUCAGAACACAAUUGAGCAGAGGAUUUUGACACUGCAAGAGAAGAUGGGAAUAACUUUUAGAGGGACUGGAGGCAACUUUGCAGAGGUUAUAAGCAGAUUGUCAGAGAAAGAGAUGGAAUUUUUGUUCGAGAAGUAAAACAGGAUUUCGGAUUUGUUUUAAUCCUCACCUUUUGUGUUUUAGAGAAGUUAAAAUGAAAAAACGAAGUUGUAUUUGACUUUGGAAGUUUUCAAAAUAACUAACAUUUCAUUCC
Molecule: messenger RNA, 2364 nt
Organism: Rubroshorea leprosula
Lineage: Eukaryota; Viridiplantae; Streptophyta; Magnoliopsida; Malvales; Dipterocarpaceae
Source: the annotation of a GenBank genome assembly